GUAAGUUCAGUUUACGGGUUGCUACGACUAACAACUAAUAGGAACCAAGAUGUAUUCGUCAAAACUUAUUAAACUGACAAUCUUAUUACGAAGCCCUCAGGUUUACCCCAAAUGUCAGAAUGUAAACCAUCUACGACUUUUGUCAGCAUUUAACCGUAAACCCGUGAAACCACGAACAAAACAAGACGAAAUCUUUAAAAAUAUAUUAAAAAGACCAAUAAAUAUAUCCCCAAAAAUUAAUUUCAGUUUAUUGAAGAUAUCACUGUUUGAUGUGCGCUCUGCUGUCGCUGGUUUUCUUUUGUACAAGUCAGUUGUGUCCAAAAUCAACUAUGAGUAUUUUCUUGAUGAGUUACAAUUAUCAGAUUCCAUAUUCGUCCGUAUUGUUAUUAUAGAGUUGUGUUUGUGGAUGUUCGCUGCUAAAGCUAAUAAGGAGGGUCACAAUGGAAAUGCUUUAAGGGAGUCGAUGCUUAGCUUGUUAAGUAAUCACAUGAACACGAAAUUGAAAAACGCCGAGAAGGAUAACCCUGAAUUAGCAGACCUCUUGUCACAUGCAUCUGAUUUUCUUCAAAGCAGUAGAACACGAUUUUGUGAGUAUGACGAGGCUUUAAAUGGGGGCGACUUCACCUUCGCUACCCUCCUGUGGAAACAUUUUGAUCACGAAGAUGAAGUUCACUCAAUCUAUCUUCACAUUUUACUGAAAAUGGUGAAGAACAUUCGAAGAUACAUCGAAGAUUUUGACUCACCAACAGUAUCUUUAAUUUUUAGCCCAAAUAUGAUGAUUUCUUUUUUGAAGUGGUUGUGUUUAUUCAUAUUUUUCUAA
Molecule: messenger RNA, 820 nt
Organism: Zophobas morio
Lineage: Eukaryota; Metazoa; Arthropoda; Insecta; Coleoptera; Tenebrionidae
Exons: 5
Coding region: 50-820 (256 amino acids)
Biological process (GO): mitochondrial respiratory chain complex III assembly
Cellular component (GO): mitochondrion
Source: RefSeq, a predicted model, not a curated record